This is a messenger RNA of Neodiprion virginianus, 2589 nucleotides long. RefSeq lists its product as uncharacterized. The record is from RefSeq and is a predicted model, not a curated record. Bases 567 to 1781 code for a protein of 404 amino acids. Lineage: Eukaryota; Metazoa; Arthropoda; Insecta; Hymenoptera; Diprionidae. The transcript has 9 exons.
GGAUGUUUAGAACCUAAAUCGGCGUCGAGUCUUGGAGACAACUAGACGCAAAUCGAAUUUCGAGAGGUGGACCGGUUCGACCGUCGGUUCUCUGCUUGGCAAAUUGAAAACAUCGGCACACGGUGCUCCAGUGUUUUCGAAAGUUUUUCCGAUACAGUUUUUCACUUCUCUGAGUAGCCGUGUUUUUGGGAAAAGGAGGAAAAAGUAAAAGAAAACACACGCGUCACACGAAAUCAAACGGAACCUGCUGCCGCGGAUUUUUAGAAUCAAGAAUAACAAUACCAGAUUACAAUUCAAACGAUAGUUUCAACCUAAAUAAAACUACAAACACGAGUUGAAAAAAAAAACCUGACGUGAUGAAACUUGUUAAGUAUAUUUCCCGGUUUCAGUGAUUGAAAAUCUAUAAGAAACGGUAAGGUGUUACGCAGGCUCGUUAAAGUCGCCGCUCUAAUUCAAGUAUAGUGUAGUAUCGUAUCGAAAUUUUGAGCACAGACAUAUUUUGGGACUGGAAUUACGGCGAGCUGUGACGACUGAUUGUGAGCUAAAAAAAAAACGUCAUAGACACAAUGUCCAUUGCGGUGAACGGAAAGGCCAAUCUGGUCGAGAGCAUUGGCCGCCGAAAUGCGAUCCCCGUCAUUCAUGCGAGAGGAACUCACUACGAGAUCGGUUUCGACAUAGGACGAACAUUUGCGAGCCUGAUUCAAAAUUACGUUAGUAAUUACAGCCCGUUGAACGAGUCCUAUUUACCAUUAUACGAAACUGAAGCAGGACGCAGAGUAUACGAGGAUACGUUGGCCAGCGUUAAGGAACAAUUUCCACAGUACGUGAGGGAAAUUCAAGGGACUGCAGAUGGAGCUAAAGUACCUUUUCACAAGCUCUUCCUCAUGCAUCUCGAUGAGAUUCUGCCCGUCGCAACGACUGGUACUCCUGAGAAUACUAAACCGGUCGGCUGCUCGACUGUAAUUUGCAACCAACCAGGCCAGGAAAUAUUGGGUCAUACCGAAGAUGCGUUAGACGAAACAGUGAAUCAUUGGUACCUUGUGUCGGCACACAUUGUCGAGCCUGGUCUCAGAGAGGAGAAGUUUACGUCGCUCAGUUACGCCGGUUUUCUUCCUGGUUACACGAUGGGCUUCAAUCAUCACGGUCUGGUGUACAGCAUCAAUACUCUGAGCGCCAACACACUGAGAUCUGGGAAAACUCCCAGGUACUUCAUCACUCGUUCUCUGCUCGGCGUUGAGAACUUUGUGCAAGCGCAACAAACACUGAGAAACGAGGGGUAUGGAGCAGCGGAAGGAUUUUCAGUCAACAUGACAUUUCUCACUCAGGAAGGAGACAGAAUGUUUCACAAUGCAGAAGUUGGCCCGGUAGAAAUUGGAGCUUCUCAGUCACAGCUUAGCAUUCUGACUGCCAGUCCCGGGGAACAGUUUUAUCACUGUAACAAAUACUUAAGACUACGUGUACCUGAAGUUGAUGGUUUGAUUAUUAAAAGCAGUGAAUGCAGAAUGGCUGCAAUUUCUCGUCAUCCUUCACCCAAGAAUCGUCAAGAUGUGAUUAAUAUUUUGGGAGAUCAGACUGAUAAUGAGUUCAAAGUCUUUGAGUCCGGAAACGAGGAUGGCAUCACAACUAUCGCUGUCGGUAUAUUUGACUGCAUUGAGAAAACCUGGUCCGUCUAUACUGACAAUCCAAAAAGCAAUGAUCCGAUAUUGGUGGUACCGUUACAACUGAACAACAACAACACAAUCAGUGUUUCAAAAAAUCAACCAUCUGACAUUGGAAUAUAAUAACUACAGUAGAUAACAUUAUAGGAAAUAAAUUGUUCACGUGAACCGGAGAUGAUAAGAGUUUAUGUGACUAAUAUUAUAUCAGGUAAUACUUAUAGUUUAAAUGUAAACUUUUAUUUAUUAUUUGUGGAAUUGUCAGAUAGUUCAAGCUAUGAUGAUGGCUUAAAAAAGAUCGCGUAUUAUUCCUGCAUCACAUUCGCGAUAACUACUGCGUGAAUAUGUAAACGUGCGAUUAAUUAGCAUGUUAGACAAAUUUGAAUAUUCAACAAGCGACAGGUAAUAUUUUUCUUUUUACACAUCGCGUUAUUUGGCAAUGAAUAUCGCCCAGUUGAAUUUAUGUGUAUAAUAAAAUUUAUAGCCAUUCCUAUUACAAACGAAAUUCUAUAAUUGAUUUAUCAAACGUUUAUCUUCACUCAUUACCGAUCCUUAAUUUAUGGCAAAUUAUAUACAAGCAGCAUCUUGAAUAUACUUUAAAAAGACUUUGAAAGACGUUACAUAUUUUUAUAAGAUCCGUUGUUAUUUAUUACUGAACAUAACGACUGUUACCUAGCUAUAAGAUAACGAAAAUAACAACAAUAAUUUUAGACAUGAUUAAUAAUACUUAAUUUUUGUUUGUUCGAUGGCUUAAACAAUUACGUGAUGAUAAUUCUGUUCGGGAAAUUCUUUUGAAGUGACCCCUGUUAAUUCGUCGUCUGUUUUGCGAUUCCAGCGGGAUUCAGAGCUGUAAUUAUUAGGUAUGUGUUAAGCUGGUUCGUAUAUCGGCACUAUUUUAGUUUAACAAAUACCAUUCUCGAGAACUUUUACAAAA